CGAAGGCAUUCCCCUCUCUCUGCUCCCCUCCUCCCCCCUCCCUCCGACAUACUCCAGCCCCCUACUUUCGGUCUCCUCGCCCAUCUUUGCGUCUGCUCGCCCGGCAACACUUUGUCAACCUGGAAGAUGACCUGCGAUCUUGUUGAUGACAUUUGGAUCUUUGGCUAUGGCAGCCUGGUCUGGAAGACCGGCUUCCACUUUGCUGAUUCCCAUGUCGGGCACAUCCGACACUUCCAGCGCCGGUUCUGGCAGCGGAGCACCGAUCACCGCGGCACCGAGGAGAAGCCCGGUCGCGUGGUUACCCUGAUUCCGGCCCCCCUGGAAGAAGCCAGUCUUGUUUGGGGUGUGGCCUAUCGCAUCCCGGCCAGCGACUGGCCCAAGAUCAAGGAGUAUUUGGACUACCGGGAAAAGAACGGAUACGAGACCCAUACUGUGGCCGUCUACGCCAAUGAGGGUGAUACAUGUCCCCUGGUCGAGAAGGCCAUCAUCUACGUGGCCACUGAGGACAACCCCGAGUACUUGGGACCAGACUCGGAGGAGUCGAUCGCCAAUCAGAUCGCCCAUAGUGUCGGCCCAUCUGGCGACAACUCCGAGUAUCUGUUCCAACUCCAGAACUGGACCAUCCAGCACCCGAAGACGCGUUGCGCCCAUAUUGAUCGUUUGUGUGAGCUGGUCCGCGCAAUCCAGAGCUAAAGAGCCGAACGCCGGCGAGAACAUCCCCCCCCCCC
Fonticula alba is the source of this 728-nucleotide messenger RNA. RefSeq lists its product as hypothetical. Lineage: Eukaryota; Rotosphaerida; Fonticulaceae. The coding region runs from base 127 to 693 and encodes 188 amino acids. Gene Ontology annotation, molecular function: gamma-glutamylcyclotransferase activity; glutathione specific gamma-glutamylcyclotransferase activity. The record is from RefSeq and is a predicted model, not a curated record. Gene Ontology annotation, biological process: glutathione catabolic process. Gene Ontology annotation, cellular component: cytoplasm. The transcript is spliced from 8 exons.